Molecule: messenger RNA, 636 nt
Organism: Heterotrigona itama
Lineage: Eukaryota; Metazoa; Arthropoda; Insecta; Hymenoptera; Apidae
Source: the annotation of a GenBank genome assembly
AUGAAGACCUUGAAAACGAAGAAAGACACCGACCGAUCUAAGGAAAGAGGACGACGAAGGGUCUCUGAACGGUAUCUACGAUCAGCGUUGGACAAGAGAGGACUAAACGUCGCGUCGGCAGCGCGAAUUCAACGCGAAAAACGCACUGUUACAUUUGCGGAAGACGAAAUGAAUGAUCGAGAAUUGACGCGUGAAUUUGAAGAAGCAGAGUUCGAAGAAGAUCGACCUAAGCAUCCAAACUUUUCCAAAUUUGAUUCAUUUAAGAGAACGUAAAUAUGGAAAUUUAAUUAAAGUUGAAAGUUUAACUCUAUCAAUAUCUUAAGUAUAAUGAUCUUCUUGAUUCGUAGCUUUGAAAAAAAAAAAAAAAAAAAAUUGACGUCUCAUUUUCGUUAUCUAAUCUAAUUUAAUUGCCACGUUUCUUUAUGUCACAGAUGAAUUGAGCAGAAAGAAAAUCAUGGGAGGAUCGACGGUACUUAAGAAGUUUUUCCAAUCAAUCGACGUUAGAGAUAACGUUGGUAAUUCCAUUAAUUCGCAAUUUUUUCAUAAAUAAUUUCAUGCAACGUUACGUUGCACCGAUAAUAUUUUCUUGUGAAAAUAGCAAUUAGUUUUUUUUUUCAAAGUAAAUGCAAUAUGUGA